AUGUCUGCUACCAACGUGGAGAAGGCCACCGAUGCCGCUGUCAAUGACGUUGCAAAUACUCUGAGCAAUACCUCAAUCAGCCAGCCUGCCGACGACAAGGCCGCCGCCAACGAGGCUGCCUCGGCCAGCGCUGCGGAAGGCCGCCGUCUCUACAUCGGCAACCUGGCCUACGCGACAACUGAGGGGGAGUUGAAGGACUUCUUCAAGAGCUAUCUUGUUGAGUCUGUCUCGAUCCCAAAGAACCCUCGCACUGAACGCCCUGUGGGCUACGCCUUUGUUGACCUCUCAACACCUUCUGAGGCUGAGCGUGCUAUUGCUGAGCUCUCUGGCAAGGAAAUCCUUGAGCGCAAGGUCUCUGUGCAACUCGCCCGCAAGCCCGAGCCUGCUGGCGAGAAGACUGAGGGUGCCAACGGUGAAGGUUCAGGUGCUGAGGGAUCACGCCGUCGGGCCUCUGGUCGAGGUCGCGGACGUGGCCGCGGCCGUGGAGGACGUGCUGCUCGCGGUGGCCGUGCUGGUGACGCCACCGAAGAGAAGAAGGAGGGUGAAACUGCUAUUGCCGCCACCGAUGCCGCGGCCGCCCCUGCUGAAAUCGAGGGCACCACUGAGGUUCAACCAUUGACGGACAUCACAAACCACCAUCAGAACAAGACUGACUCGGAAACAAAGAAGAAUCAGACUCGACCCCAGCGUGAGCGUCGCGAGCGCGGCCCCCCUGCCGAUGGUAUCCCUUCCAAGACCAAGGUCAUGGUUGCCAACCUCCCCUAUGACUUGACGGAGGAAAAGCUCAUCGAGCUUUUCAAGGCAUACGAGCCUUCCUCUGCCAAGAUUGCCCUCCGACCUAUCCCCCGAUUCAUGAUCAAGAAGCUUCAGGCUCGCGGUGAGGCUCGUAAGGGUCGUGGAUUUGGAUUCGUCACCCUUGCCUCCGAGGAGCUUCAGCAGAAGGCUGUUACCGAGAUGAAUGGCAAGGAGAUUGAGGGCCGCGAGAUUGCUGUCAAGGUCGCCAUUGACAGCCCCGACAAGACUGAUGAGGAGGCCAACGCUCCUCAGGAGGAGAACAAGGAGGCCACUGAGGCUGCCACCACCACUGCUUAA
Metarhizium brunneum ARSEF 3297 is the source of this 1092-nucleotide messenger RNA. RefSeq names its product Single-stranded TG1-3 DNA-binding protein (gene tcg1). Lineage: Eukaryota; Fungi; Ascomycota; Sordariomycetes; Hypocreales; Clavicipitaceae. The record is from RefSeq and is a predicted model, not a curated record. Gene Ontology annotation, cellular component: nucleus; cytoplasm; ribonucleoprotein complex. Gene Ontology annotation, molecular function: mRNA binding.